This is a messenger RNA of Aspergillus puulaauensis, 639 nucleotides long. RefSeq lists its product as uncharacterized. The transcript has a single exon. The record is from RefSeq and is a predicted model, not a curated record. The coding region runs from base 1 to 639 and encodes 212 amino acids. NCBI's taxonomy places the organism in Eukaryota, Fungi, Ascomycota, Eurotiomycetes, Eurotiales, Aspergillaceae.
AUGGUGUACCCAUUCCAGCCCUGGAGCAGGGACCAGUCCAGCAUACGCUCCUCCAUCAGCGAGGCUAGCUCCAGCAACCACCAUGUCUACUUUGACAUGAGCUUCGGCAGCACAUACUCUCCGCUGGCGAGCAGCAUCCCGCCGCCGCCACCACCUUCACCAAACGACGACCUCCUCGACAUCAACCCCCAGAAGUGCUCGUUCUCAUCCAACUCGACCAACAACGCCUGUGCUUUCCCCUCAUGGCCUAACCGCCCCUCGCUUAUCAGCUGCGAUUCAGAGGGCUCCUCGGCUAGCGCCUACCUUUCUGACGAGGACCUGUUCCCUGGUGGACCCAUCACCCCAGAGCCGGUUAUUGACGAGGAGUCCGCAGCCAUCGAUCCGCGCAUGGGAGGCAGCAGCUUGACCACCGAGCAGCAGGUUCAAAUGCUGCGCAUGGCAGCCGAGGAGGAGGCCCAGCGAUCACGCUUCCUCGCCCAGGUCCAGGCCCACGCCAAAGCCCAGCAGGCACUGCGCGUCGCUCAGCUAGUAGCCAGCGAGAAGGAAAGCAACAAGCGCACGAAGAAGCGCAAGCCCGUGGUCGCCGAGAAGAAGCGCCGCACCGCCUCGUCUUCCAAGGGCAUUGUCUACCGCACUUAG